AUGCAGUCAAAGGUUCGAUUGGUUGGAUCCAAUAGGCGCCCGCUGCCACCGAACGAUGUUCAACUGUUAGUUACCGGUGCUGAGGCGAGGGUGUUGGCACAGGUUGUCACUAAAGGCGGGUCUUCUAAACCAAGGUUUGCUCAAAAUAUCUCAUGGGAUUUUCGCGAGGCAAUUGUCCCUCCACUACCCUUUGACUUAGAUGUGAACGUCUGCGAACAUUUCCAGAGCAGGGAGCGCAGAUAUUUUGCAAAGCUGCGUGUUGUCCUUCGCGGUCGAUAUACGAAACAUAGUUUCCACAGCUUUGGCGGCCUGCAGUGA
This is a messenger RNA of Opisthorchis viverrini, 318 nucleotides long. RefSeq lists its product as hypothetical. The record is from RefSeq and is a predicted model, not a curated record. The coding region runs from base 1 to 318 and encodes 105 amino acids. NCBI's taxonomy places the organism in Eukaryota, Metazoa, Platyhelminthes, Trematoda, Opisthorchiida, Opisthorchiidae. The transcript has a single exon.